Molecule: messenger RNA, 222 nt
Organism: Penicillium samsonianum
Lineage: Eukaryota; Fungi; Ascomycota; Eurotiomycetes; Eurotiales; Aspergillaceae
Exons: 1
Coding region: 1-222 (73 amino acids)
Source: RefSeq, a predicted model, not a curated record
AUGGAUAGUCGUCAAAGGCCCUACCCAACACAGAAGAUUGAGAUCACCCCAGAGCCAGCACCAAAUUGCAAGCAGGUGGAAGGGAGAUUGAGCCUCCCUUUUGAACAAAUACACCUGAGAGCCAAACGGAAGGGCGAAACUGACUUCAUGAUGAGUCAGCGUGAUAUGGUGAAGCUGGCCAAUCGAGUCUGGCGUGCCCAGUCCCUGUCUCAUCGUCCCUAA